Messenger RNA from Nasonia vitripennis (jewel wasp), 2043 nucleotides. Its product is annotated as farnesol dehydrogenase-like. Lineage: Eukaryota; Metazoa; Arthropoda; Insecta; Hymenoptera; Pteromalidae. Bases 993 to 1784 code for a protein of 263 amino acids. The record is from RefSeq and is a predicted model, not a curated record. The transcript has 8 exons.
UCGAGCCGCCGUAGUUUACGGCUCCUUUCUCGCGCGAGAUUAAUUUUCCAACAAUUCUAUUCUUAAUAGCCUCUUCCGAUUAAAUCGGCCGCUGCGCAUUUAUAAUGCUCAAUCUUUCGAUUCAUUUUUUUUGCGAUAAAGACUUUAUAUUACGAAUGUAAUUUUAUGAAAAAUCUCACGAUGAUUAUCGGGUAGUGCGUAUAUAGGCUAAUUAUGCUACUUUGACAAUUUUAUUUAUAGGAACUAAAGUAGCUUUUUAUUCCCUCGUAUAUUUUUGGUCCCGCAUUUGCUUUAUCGAAAACUUUGAAUACGAAUUUCGCUGAGGCUGCACGAUCUUGUCGAAGUAAUUAUGCUAUUUGCAUGAAUCACGAUUGCCAGAAAAGCUUGAUAUCAUUCUGAGUUAUCUUUCAGCUGUAUAAAUUUUAUUUUUUUAAGUAUGCCCCAGUAUAUACAAUUUUAAUUAUUUAUCCAAUAACAGUUGACAGAGGAAAAAACCAUCAAUAUUUGCAUACGUAUUGCUUAAUUAUGCGAUAAUAAAUAGAUGCGGCCUACAAUCGGUCGACAAUCUUCUAUUUGUCAUCAUAAACAACAAGUUUUGUAGCUAAAUCUUAUGAAUUAGACAUAACCGAUUAAUCGAUCAUCGAAGAAGGUCGUAUAUUCUUAAUUGCUGAAAUAAUGAAAAAAAAACGCAUACGUCAUCAUUCUAAAACCUGGAUUAGUUUUACGCUGAUCUUCUGGUAACGGUCACGUAUCUCUGCCACUCUACCAGGGGCCAGGAUAGAGGACGGAUUACGAUCACCAAGAAGGCUUUGGAGCUCAAGCGAUUAUUACAUAUAGAGCAGGCAGAUUGUGCAGCGAUUGCAAUAUUGUCAUUGGAAAUUUUGGAAAAUUGUACCGAGGACUCCAUUACUAAUUGCCCAUUAGGAAUUUUCUGAAGCUUCCGAUAAAUUAAUUUCUCGACCAGAAUCACAUUAGACUUGAAAGCUUAAAAAAUGAACCGCUGGAAGGGGAAAGUAGCCGUAGUAACAGGAGCAUCUUCGGGAAUCGGACUUGCGCUCUCGAAAUCGUUGAUUCAAGAGGGUAUGAUUGUCGUCGGUUUGGCGCGAAGAAAAGAGCUGAUGGCGAGUCGUAUGAAAAACGUGGAUGGAUCAUGUAGAUUCCACCCUGUAAAAUGCGAUGUUGCACAAGAGGAAAACGUCACUGACUCGUUUAAAUGGAUAAAAGACACUUUCGGAUCUACCAAUAUUUUAAUAAACAACGCUGGAUUAGCUUACUUGGGGACAGUAGAAAAUACGCCCUCGUCUCAACUUCAACACGUCCUAAACGUAAAUGUCUUGGGACUUUCGUACUGUUCGAAAGAGGCGAUAAAAUUGAUGAAGGAAAGUCAGGAAGAGUCGCACAUUGUCAAUAUGUGCAGUAUUCUGGGGCAUACGGUUGUUCCUGCAAAAAAUGGCCUCCUCAACAUAUAUUCCGCAAGUAAAUUCGCCGUCAGAGCUUUGUCGAAAACUUUGAGGCAAGAGCUUCUGGACACGAAAAUACGCGUUUCGAACAUAAGUCCAGGCAUGAUAAAAGCUGAGAUAAUGGAAAGAUAUUGGGAUGCGUAUCCCAAACUGAGAAAUUGGCCUGCAAUGAAUCCAGAGGAUGUCGCCGAUUCCGUUGUGCAUGUUAUCGCAGCACCGUCCGUUGUCGAGAUCACCGAGUUAACUUUACGACCGAAAAACUCGAAGUCGACCCCUAAAGGAAAGGACGAAGAUGAAAAUUUAAGCGCGCACUCAACUGUAUAAACAUAAAUUUAUACCAUAUUAUUCAGUAUGGAAUCAAGGUAAUGGGUUACGCGCGUGUACAGACCAGGAAAACCAGGUCGCGCGCAUUGAUAACCACCCGAGACUACUCCAAUCAAGUAGUAAGUAUUCUUCACCGGGAACAUCAAUGGUCCGCCACUGUCACCCUAUGAAAUAUACAGAAUUAUUACAUUAGUCAUUAAACUCGCAUAUCUAAAAUGUACGAAAUUUAUAUUUUCAAAAUAAAAAGUAAAAUACCUGA